Messenger RNA from Saccostrea echinata, 2019 nucleotides. RefSeq lists its product as uncharacterized. Bases 1 to 2019 code for a protein of 672 amino acids. The record is from RefSeq and is a predicted model, not a curated record. The transcript has a single exon. NCBI's taxonomy places the organism in Eukaryota, Metazoa, Mollusca, Bivalvia, Ostreida, Ostreidae.
AUGGAGCAUAUAUCAGAAGCUAUGUACUUUGGACUCUGGAGAUUCUUAGGUACCAAUGAAAUGGUGGCCAUGAGAAGAGAUGUAAUAGACUUACGAGAUGUGAUAGAAAACGAGUUAAGAAGUGACGGAUACAGGCAAAUGUUCAGUGGAAGUAGACGAGAGGGAUUCAGGAUGAUGGAAUCAGACAUUGAUAUAAUGUAUUGGCCGACAGACCAUAAACUUAUUAGUAAAUUAUCUCAGGCUACGCAUUACGAGUCCACAAACCAUGCACUGAUUCUGAUGGAGAGUGAUUACUGUCCACCAGGAUUUGUUCUUCUCCGCUUACUCAAUGACUCCAGGAGACAAGAUGUCUUUUCGGCAUGUAUCAACAUAAAUGGCAAGUUAUAUAUAUCAAGCAGUAGACAUCGGGAAGUCAUGUGCUUUGGAAAUGGGAAAUCGGGAUUUGUGCCCCAUGGUCCAUGUAUAAGUGGAGCAGCUGGAAUUUUUGAGUUUGACCAAGCAUACUGUUUUAUGUCUGAUUUCUGGCCGAUUCAAGCUUCGUCCUGGAUAGGAAGAUGUUUUAAACAGUUAUGGCCGUCAAUCACUACACUUAAUAAAAUUGUUAAAAAUGGAUGUCAUGCUGUUGCAAUCGGGAGUAAAUCAUCUCUCUAUGAAAGCAUCGAGUGGAGGAUUUCAUUUUCACAAGCAGAGCAUAAACUCAUAUAUUCCUUGAAUCAUUGCCAAUUCUUAUGUUACGGUUUACUUAAACUGUUUUUGAAAGAGGUGAUAAACAACAAUACACAAGAUAAGUUACUGUGUUCAUAUCAUAUAAAGACAAUAUUGUUUUGGGUUAUUCAAGAAAACUGCACACCUGUUUGGUGCCGGCAAAAUUUCAUUCAAUGCUUCUGGACUUGUUUUGAAACUCUUUGCAAAUACGUUUAUCAUGGUGUAUGUCCCAACUUCUUUAUCCCACAAAACAAUAUGUUUCGUGGGAAAAUUCAUGGCAAUUCACAAUUCAAUCUGCAUAACCAUCUAAUGAAAAUCCACCGCAAUGGACCUUUAUGCUUAUUGUUGUCCCCAUCCAUAGGGGGAUUUUUACAGAAAUUUGGUUCAAUUUUGACCAGUCCCCUUCGCUUUGAAGUUACUCUUCCCCUAGCUGUAUUUGACGAUGAAUACUUCACUGAACUAUUCUUUGCAACACUGUUGCAAGUUACAGAUUUUAACAUCUCUAUUAAGUGUUACGAAACAAUGGAGAACAUGCUUCGAAAGAAAAAUAAUCUUACAAUAUAUCAGAAAAACUUUCUUCAAAUUUGUUUAUCCGAAUGCUUUCAAUACAAUGCUUUUAUGAUUAAAGCUUGUUUAAAAGAUGGCUGUAACAGAAUUAAAUACAAGUACGAUAAAAUAUCUUGUAGCCUUUUGAAGCUGGCAGGAAAAUUAGGAUUUCUAUCUACGAUUCUAUACGUUGCACUUUUUCAUUAUGCGACGCACAGAUACACGGAGGCUGUGCGAGUCUUAGAGGAUUUAAAGACUAAAAUGUCACAAUCUUCUUUACUGUAUCAUAAAUCUGUGGACACAAGAGCUUACGAGGAAGCAGUAAAGGGACUGCCGUGGUCUGUAAGGAUAAGAAAGAAUGCAGUUGCGGUACUUAAGUUUGAUAAUAACCUUUUCUAUAUGGAAGAACUUAGGCUAGAACAGAAGAUAUGUCUGAAGAAUCACAUGCCUGGAUUAUUUAUACCUCCAUUUGUCAUGCUUCACUUCUUAUUAGUGCUUUGCUAUCGUAAGGCAAAUCCAGGAAAAGCAUCGUCUGCUCUCGAUGACCUUUCUGUUCUAGUUCACUAUGAUGAGAAUCGGUUAGUGCUUAAGGAAUUAAGAGAUAUUUCCUGGCAGAUCCUUGGCAUCUGUCAACAGAUAUCCGGUCAUUUUGAGGAUGCUCUCUUCUCUUAUAACAAAGUUUUUGAACAAAUUCCAGUUCACAAAAUACAUGAAGCAGCGAAGAUUAGAAUUGGUAGAUUCAAUCAAAACAAUGUUUAUGAAUUCUAA